This is a messenger RNA of Dentiscutata erythropus, 141 nucleotides long. The record is from the annotation of a GenBank genome assembly. Lineage: Eukaryota; Fungi; Glomeromycota; Glomeromycetes; Diversisporales; Gigasporaceae.
AUGGGAACAGUGUUUUAUGAUAGUGCUUUUUCAAACCAAAAAGAGAUGCCAAUCAUUGCAAUAAUUAGAUCCAGGACUAGUUCUCAUUUAUUAAAAACAUCUUUGAAAUCUUCUCUUUCAAUUCUUGGUCUAUUCUGGUGA